Messenger RNA from Gadus chalcogrammus (walleye pollock), 4174 nucleotides. Its product is annotated as very low-density lipoprotein receptor-like. Bases 356 to 2914 code for a protein of 852 amino acids. The record is from RefSeq and is a predicted model, not a curated record. The transcript is spliced from 19 exons. NCBI's taxonomy places the organism in Eukaryota, Metazoa, Chordata, Actinopteri, Gadiformes, Gadidae. Gene Ontology annotation, molecular function: calcium ion binding; protein binding.
UGUGUGUGUGUCAUGUUGGAUACGUGCAUGUGUGAGUGUCAGCGUGCGGGCUGCUUGCUGUAAUCAGGCCAUGGACUGCAGCUUGUCCGCCACCUCGGGAGGAGGCACCGCGAGCCGGAAAGACGACGGCGCGUGAAACCGACCGAGAGCAUAAAGAAGGCGCGUGGUCGGGGCUUGUUGCCGUUCGUUCCCACAGAGCCGCAGUACACUCGGAGUCGCGUGUGAUUUGGAAUUGGUGUGCGUGUGCAGCGGUUUUCUACAGUCCGUGGUGUGAACCCGGGUUCCGAACCACCAGGCCAGCUUCAGUCACCCAGCAGCCGGCUAACAACUCCUCCACUCGGCUCCCCUAGCAGACAUGUCCCCGUCCCUGGUGUGGCUCUCCUUGGCACUGCCGACGCUGCUGUGCCUCUUACACGGCGCUCCUGUACAGGGGGCGACUCCGGAGUGUGAGGCCAACCAGUUCCAGUGUGGGAACGGCCGCUGCAUCCCGUCGGUGUGGAAGUGUGACGGCGACCCAGACUGUACGGACGGCAGCGACGAGACCUCCUGUGAGAAGCUGACCUGUGCGGAUUCUGACUUUGUGUGCACUAAUGGCCAGUGUGUCCCCAAGCGCUGGCACUGUGACGGAGAGCCAGACUGUGAGGAUGGCUCUGACGAGAGCUCGGAGAUCUGCCACAUGCGGACGUGUCGUGUGAACGAGUUCAGCUGCGGGGCCAACCAGUGUAUUCCUGUCUUCUGGAAGUGCGACGGGGAGAGCGACUGUGAUAAAGGAGACGAUGAAGUCAACUGCAGCAACAUCACGUGCGCGCCCAACGAGUUCACGUGCGCGAGCGGCCGCUGCAUCUCCCGCAACUUUGUGUGCAACGGCGAGGACGAGUGCGGCGACGGCAGCGACGAGGUGGGCUGUGCUCCGUCCUCCUGCGGGCCCAGCGAGUUCCAGUGCGGCAACGCCUCCUGCAUCCCCGUCAGCUGGGUGUGUGACGAGGACGUCGACUGCCAGGACCAAUCGGACGAGUCCCACACCCGCUGCGGCCGGCACCCGACCCCCCCUGCCAGGUGCUCCUCCAGUGAGAUGCAGUGCGGCUCAGGGGAGUGCAUCCACAGGAAGUGGCGAUGCGACGGGGACAGCGACUGCAAGGACGGUAGCGACGAAAGCAACUGUCCUGUGCGUACCUGUGGGGCUGACCACUUCAAGUGUGACGAUGGCGGCUGUAUCCCUGGCAACCGCCAGUGUAAUGGUCUGCGAGAGUGCACUGACGGCUCAGACGAAAACAACUGCAAAAACGUGACCCAGUGCAGCGGGCCAGAGAAGUUCCGCUGUCGCAGUGGGGAGUGCAUCGAGAUGACCAAGGUGUGCAACAAGGCCCGGGACUGUCCCGACUGGAGCGACGAGCCCAUCAGCGAAUGCAGUGUGAACGAGUGUCUGCUGAACAACGGCGGCUGCUCCCACAUGUGUAAGGACAUGGUGAUCGGCUUCCAGUGCGACUGCACCCCCGGCCUGCAGCUCAUCGACCACAAGACCUGCGGAGACAUCAACGAGUGUGUGAACCCUGGCAUCUGCAGUCAGAUCUGCAUCAACCUGAAGGGAGGCUACAAGUGUGAGUGUCACAACGGCUACCAGAUGGACCCCACCACGGGGGUCUGCAAGGCUGUGGGCAAGGAGCCCUGCCUGAUGUUCACCAACCGCCGGGACAUCCGGCGGCUGGGCCUGGAGCGCCGGGAGUACACCCAGGUGGUGGAGCAGCAGAGGAACACGGUGGCACUGGACGCAGACUUCAACCAGCAGACCAUCUUCUGGGCGGACCUGGGCCAGAAGGCCAUCUACAGCACGGUUCUGGGCAAGAAGGCGGAGCAGGGUAUCCACACCAUGGUCAUCGACAACGUGCAGACGCCCGUGGGCAUCGCCGUUGACUGGAUCUACAAAAACAUCUACUGGUCCGACCUGGGCACCAAGACCAUCGCCGUGGCGACCUUCAACGGCACCAGGCAGAAGGUUCUGUUCAGCAGUGGUCUGAAGGAGCCCGCCUCCAUCGCUGUGGACCCGCUGUCUGGGUUCCUGUACUGGUCUGACUGGGGGGAACCAGCGAAGAUAGAGAAGUCGGGGAUGAAUGGAGCCGGCCGACGGACCCUGGUGGAGACGGACAUCCAGUGGCCGAACGGCAUCACCCUAGACCUGAUCAAGGGCCGGCUGUACUGGGUGGACUCCAAGCUGCACAUGCUGUGUAGCGUGGACCUGAACGGGGACAACCGGCGGAAGGUCCUGCAGUCCUCAGAGUUCCUGGCUCACCCCUUUGCCCUCACCGUGUUCGAGGACCGCGUGUUCUGGACGGACGGGGAGAACGAGGCCAUCUACGGAGCCAACAAGUUCACGGGCUCUGACGUGGUGACGCUGGCCAGCAACCUGUACGACCCCCAGGACAUCAUCGUCUACCACGAGCUCAUCCAGCUCUCCGGUCCCAACUGGUGUACAGAGAAGGGGGAGAAUGGGGGCUGUGCCUACCUGUGUCUCCCCGCCCCCCAGGUGAAUAAGCACUCCCCCAGGUACACCUGCGUGUGUCCCCAGGGCCAGGAGCUGGCGGAGGACGGACUGCGCUGCCGACCAGAAGCCAACGUGAGCACAUCCAUCCACGAGGUUGAUUCUGCAAACAGAGCGUCAACUGCUGCAUGGGCCAUCCUACCUGUUUUGUUGUUGUCGAUGGCGGUUGCCGGAGCUUACCUGAUGUGGAGGAACUGGCAGCUGAAGAACCAGAAGAGCAUGAACUUUGACAACCCGGUGUACCUGAAGACCACCGAGGAGGACCUGAGCAUCGACAUCAGCCGACACGGAGCUAACGUAGGACACAAUGUAGGACACAACGUGGGACACACCUACCCAGCAAUAUCUAUAGUGAGCACAGAGGAUGACUUGUCCUGAUCGUUUCCAUGGCAACCACCAACACCCACCCCUACCCAGUCCAGCCCCAUCCCCUGUGCUCCGGGUGUUGCAUGGCGCCCCUGGCGUUUCCAUGCGGUCCGCGGCAACAGCAGCCAGACCUUAUCGCGGGACCGCAGGCCCUCUGAAGUGCAUUACGUCAUUGCUCCAGAUGGUCGCAGGAGGGGGUGGGGGGGUAUUUAUUAUGUGAAUAUUAUAAUGAAAUGGUGUCCAGUAUGUUUUCGCACAGUGUCGGGUUGGGGGUGGGGGGGGAAUCUUGCGCUAUUUGUGCCAGCGAUGACGGCCAAUGAGAGGGGAGCAGAAGAACAGUCUGGCCAAUGAGCUGUGAGCAGAACGGUGUGUGCUCACUUUGUCUAGUGGUCCAGCUGGUCUCCUAAACACCCUCCCUGACUAGGAUGGGCCACAUCUUCCUUCUGCUGUCGGGGGCUCGCUGCUGUUAAGGGUGUGGGUGCGGAGUCUGAAGGUAUAAACAGGAUAACCCCUGGAGAGGGGAGGGCUGGUUGGGUGGCUUUAGUUAGUUCAGAUUUCUUUCCAACAUUAUUUGUGUCGGAUCACAUUCGGACCAAACAAGGUUGAAAACAAAUGAGGCGUCCUAAUUAAACGGCCUGGUCUGGUUGGAGCGAGAUGACCCAGACCCCCCUGAUCAGCCAGUCAACCCUCGCUCUGACAACCAAACCUGUAUUAAUAUUUAUGUUUGUUUGGACAAUGUCGUGCGAAGAUGUACAUUAAUUUAUUAUCCGGUUUUUGUUUUCAUUUUCUUAAUGAACCAUUACUUCCUGACAGACGUUAUCUUGUGGGACGAGGUGUUAGUUUUCUUUUCACUGUUAAUAAUUAUGUAUUAUCGAAAAUGUGCGAGUUGCCAUGGUUACAGCGUUUUGUACAUUCUAUACAUUUAAUUCCAUAAUCCUCUGACAUGACAGCCGAUCAGGACUCCCUUUCUCUCAAUGCACUUUGAUCAAAUGUUCCUUCUGUAAAUAAGAUUGUAUACAUUUGACUUGAGAUAAUUUUUUGCUAUGGUUGGGUACAUUACCAGGGUUAUAAGUAUUUAACAAACGAGAUAUUAAAAUGUCAAAGAAACUAGACCGAAUUUGUUAAAAGAUAUUUUGUAUGUUUGUGUGCUGUUGUACGUUUUUCUAGCCUUGUACAGUCUGGGGAAUUAAGAUUUAAACACACUGUAUCUGUCAACAAGCUGAUUUGAAAAUCAAAAUUCAAAAUAAAAGCUGAGCUACAGUUCAUCUGAAA